CUCCGUGUGCCCCUGAAAGCGGGUGGGAACGGAAAUCCCUGCGGCCUCGGCCUCCGACGAUAGCGCGCUAUCUGCCGAGUCCGCGCGCGUCCGCGCGGCCUCUAGGCUAUUUCUGGCCCAGCCACAGCACUGUGGUGGGUGCGGGCGUGCCGGGACCCGGCGGGGGCGGGGCAGCCUUAUGGGUCGGCUCUCCCACCUACGCCUCUCGCUCCAGAGCAAGCCGGGCCGCCGUCCUCUCGCCAUGGGCUCUGGUGAGUCUGGAGUCUGGUUGGGCCCCCGGCUGCUCCCUAGGCCGAUCCGGGUUGAGAGGCACUCUGGUUCUUUGGCUGCAGCAGGGAGAGACUUGGAUCAGGCUUGGUGGGGACUUCUAGCCAGAGUACGGGGUGGUCAGGGUGGAGGGGGGGCGGGGUGGUCAGGGUGGAGAGGGGGGCGGGCUACUGGGACGCCGCGCAUCAGGGGGCUGGAUGGAGCCGGGCCGGCGCUCUGGGCGCUCGGAGACGUCGUCCAGGCGCCCCGCCGACCGCCCGGCUCACUGCGGCCUUCCCUUGCAGGGCCGCGCGGGGCGCUGAGCUUACUGCUCUUGCUGCUGGCGCCGCCGAGCCGCCCGGCCGCAGGUUGCCCGGCGCCCUGUAGCUGCGCGGGGACGCUAGUGGACUGCGGGCGCCGCGGGCUGACUUGGGCCUCGCUGCCGACCGCCUUCCCUGUCGACACAACCGAGCUGGUGCUGACCGGCAACAACCUGACGGCGCUGCCGCCGGGGCUGCUGGACGCGCUGCCCGCGCUGCGCGCCGCACACCUGGGCGCCAACCCCUGGCGCUGCGACUGCCACCUGGUUCCGCUGCGCGCCUGGCUGGCCGGCCGCCCCGAGCGUGCCCCCUACCGCGACCUGCGUUGCGUGGCGCCCCCGGCACUGCGCGGCCGCCUGCUGCCCUACCUGGCAGAGGACGAGCUGCGUGCCGCUUGCGCUCCCGGCUCGCUCUGCUGGGGGGCGCUGGCGGCGCAGCUCGCGCUGCUGGGCCUGGGGCUGCUGCACGCGCUGCUGCUGGUGCUGCUCCUGUGCCGCCUGCGGAGGCUGCGCAUCCGCGCCCGCGCCGCGCCCCCGCUGUCGCUGACCGCCCCGCUGGUGGACGAGUCGGCCGGAACCGGCGCGUCCUGAGGAGAGACCCGGCGCUGAGCAACGCGGGCCUGCAAACUCGACAGGACCCUGCCCAAGGAGCCCUCUCGCCAACCUGGACCCGCUUCGGCCUCGUCCGCUGCCCAAUCUCAGACCCACCCCACCUGCAGGCCCAGACCCACCUGGGGCAGAGCUCCUGCCCACUUUACCCCGAGGGAGGCGAACCCGCACCUCCAGGCUUGGGAGGACCGUGGGGCACAAUGCCAUCCAGACCCUGGCCUUUCCUCCAAACUCUGGUGCUGAAUAAAUCCUUCUGAUCGGGC
Molecule: messenger RNA, 1437 nt
Organism: Sapajus apella (tufted capuchin)
Lineage: Eukaryota; Metazoa; Chordata; Mammalia; Primates; Cebidae
Gene: GP1BB
Product: glycoprotein Ib platelet subunit beta
Exons: 1
Coding region: 179-1156 (325 amino acids)
Source: RefSeq, a predicted model, not a curated record